UUUUCUUCCUUGAGGUGGACAGCGGAGUGUAUCUGAAGAAACAGAAAUUACCUCUCUGAAUUUAGGAAUCAACAACAGAGAAGACAAAUCUCAAGUGUGAAAAGGACUGGUAGUCCAGAGCUCUCUGGAGUGAGUGGACAAGCGGCUGUGCAACUCUCUUGUCUUGGGUUCAGCUCAGUGGCAUCAAUGUUUCCAGUGAAACAGCCGUGGUUGUGUAAAGCGCUAGGUUGCUAUGACUGCUGCAUCCGCUGCCUGGGCGCUGUGCCCUACACCAGCCUGCUGGCCACUCUGCUCUGCUACACUGGCGUGGCGCUCUUCUGUGGGGCAGGGCAUGAGGCGCUCUCUCAUACCCAUACAUUCGUAGAACUCUACUUUGCCAGGGACGUCCAGGAUUUUAUUGUGCUGGCAGACUUUAUAAAGUAUUUCCAGUAUGUGAUCUACGGUUUAGCCUCCUUUUUUUUCCUCUAUGGAUUGUUGCUGUUGGCUGAAGGUUUUUACACCACCAGUGCCGUAAAACAGACCUUUGGAGAGUUCAGGAGCACCAGUUUUGGGCGCUGCAUCAGCCUGACUUUUAUAAUCCUGACAUAUGUUCUCGCCGUGAUCUGGCUGGCUGUCUUUGCCUUCACGGCUGUUCCUGUGCUUUUCUUCUUUAACAUGGCACACUCCUGUCACACGGUCAACGUUAUGUCAGAAACCACCCUUUUCAGCCAGCACUCAAGGGUCUGCAUGGAUGCACGGCAAUACGGGUUUCUUCCCUGGAAUGCUGUGCCGGGGAACGUUUGUGGAACUACACUGGCCAACAUCUGCAAAACACCAGAGUUCUAUUUGACCUAUGACCUUUACAUCUGUGCAUUUGCUGGAGCAGGAAUCACCCUCCUCGCCCUGUUCAUUUACGUGGUUGCCACCACCUACAACUAUGCUAUUCUAAGGUUUCUCGGAAGAAAGGGGAUCCGUUGCUAGGUUUGUUGUUGCCAAGCUCUCUUUCCUGAUGCCUGUUGCAGUGGCUUCAAUUGUGUCGUCAAGGUGGCCAGUGAGGAAACGCAAAAGAGCUCCAUGAAACCCCUACAGAGUUCUAUCCUACAGAGCACACAAACACAUUGACCACCACACCAAACCACUGGUUUCAUGAGACAAAUAAGUACAAAAUACACUAAGAAAUGUAUAAAAGUGAUGGCCUGUGAACACUUUACAGUAUCAGACCACGCAAUCCAAAUACAAAAAUGAAAUUUUCAUUUAUUUUUAAGGUGAAUUCAUGAACGUAUAAUUGACCUUUUGUCUCCUUUUUUUCAGUUUUACCUUUACUAUACUGUGACUUCAGAAAAUACAAAUAUUUUCUAUUUGUUCAUUUUUGUGUCUUGUAGUUUGCGCUGUGUGGGUUGGGGAACAGGCUGCGUACUGCAUGGAUGCUGAGCAGUAUUUUAAAAGGCUAGCCCAGGGGUCUGCAAACUAAGACAUGCGUGAAACCACUGGCACGCAGAGGGGUCAUUAUUGGCAAUAGCGAGGGAGUGGACAAACCAUUCGUGUGACCCACAGAGUGCAAAGCACAUCAUUUCAACUGUGCAUUGUUCGCAGUGCACAGCUGCAUACUUGCAUACUUGCAAUAACCAAUGCUAAACUCUUCUUAAUUGCUAUUCAUUCCCUUUUAAAUUUAGGGUUAUUAAUCUGCAUUCAUUCUUUAAAGCCUUUAUACAGAGCUUACUUGUAAUUUGCAUGGUCUGUUUCUACUUGUAUUAUCUUUAUUCCUGUAAGAAAAUUAUCAGCCGCUAUUGCAGCCGCAAUAGUGCCAGCCGCAAUAGUGCCAGCCGCUAUUGCAUUUAAGAGCCAAUACUGACAUGCGUGUUUUAUUUUGGCAACUCCUGGGCUAGCCUUUUAGACUACUCCUCAACGUCAUGCAGUAAUAAGUAGUCCGUUCCCCAACCCACACCCCCAUGGUAUUGGUACCACAGCGGAAACAGCAAAACGGAUUAAAAAUUUUUUAUUGGUCAACAGUUAUUUAUUCACAAAAUCAUUUCUGAAUUCACAAUUUCAAAAAAAUUUAAGAAAAAGACAGAAAAGGUAAAUGAUCCAUUCAUGAAGUAACCGGGAAAAAAUUAUCAUUGUUAUUUAUUUAUUUAUUUUGCAUUUGUUUAGGAAUGGUCUGAAACCUGAACUGUAAAGUGUUACACGGAGCAUUGAUCAACCAAAAAUUCAUUUUAGCACUACACAAAACUGUAGAUCUCUGCAGGAGUGGAAUCUAGCAUCUGAAUUGUCUUUCAGUUUUUCUCUUCCUCUCUUUCACACAUAAACACACACUUAGACUGCUCUACCCUUUCUCUCACGGUCACUUGUUCAUUUUAAUGAUUGUAUUCACUUUGCUUUAUGGUCAUAUUAAUGCCUUACAGUUUUACCAGAAUUUUAGUUUCUCAUCAUCCUUCUCUCUCACUUUGCAUUUUCUUCUGUCUCUCAAAGAGCUCAUUUGCACCUGGUUUAAACAUCCAUCGCCAGUGAUCUGAUCACAAGUGGAUAGCGAUAAAUACAGGUGUAAAGGAGACCCAUAACAUUUAGUGUUAGGAUCACUCAAACCACAUACAGUGGGAGUCAGAAUCACAUGUGAUCACUGUUGGGUGUAAUCUAAUUACAAAUUAAUUCAUUACUGUAAUCUAAUUACUUUUUUAGUACAAAAAGUAGUGUAAUGCAUUACAUUUCAAAUGCUUUAAAUAAGAUUACAGUUACUGUCUUUCAAUUAUGGUAAGUUACUUGUUGUAUUUCUUGGAUUAUACAUACAGUAUUUUUUAAAUAAUAUUUAUGUAGAAGACAUUUAAAACAUGAAUUAACAUGAAGGGCCCCCUAACGAGUCAAAUAACACAGGAAAUAAAUACAUAAUUUUGAAUUCAUUGAAUGGAAAAACAAAAACUUAUAUGUGAAAAGUGUUUUAUAAAGUAACUUAAAAGUAAUUAGUUAUGUAAUUACUUUUCCAAUAAAGUAAUCAGUAAAAUCAGUAAUAUGAUUUUAAUUGUAGAUAAGUAAUUAGUCAUUUGUAGUGAAAUUCUUCACCAACAGUGGUGAUCAUCACAUUGCAUUUGUUGUAUAAACGCUAAUCUGUCCUGAUGCUUCAUGGAUAACAGGAAUGGAUCAACUUCUCAGCUGUCAAUUGACCAUUACGUUAAAACAAGGGUUUUAAACUUGGCCUGUUAUGUGUGGCUUUAAACGAAAAUAGCCAUUCAAUUAUAAUGUUUGGAAAAAGCCAUACAUACAAACAGUAUGCACAAGAAUUCAUGGUACAACUUGGAAAUGUCUGCCAUCUACAUGCAGAUACUGAUAAUUUGCGUCUGCACAGUGAACAAAUCUAGAUUGCAUAAAGCAUGAACAUCCAUUUGGUUAAAAGUAAAAUAACAUUUAUUUAGCUUGAAAUGUCACAUUUCUAAAAACUAUAUUUAGGAGCAAUGGUGUGUCAACUUUUUAUUCUCCAUUUUGAUUUGUUUUUACUUUUCUUUUUCUUUUUUGUGCUUUAUAAACAUGCAGUAACACAGUGAUGCAUGUAGUCAUGAAAUCAGAGCCCCACAACAACAUCCAAUUACAGGUGGUCACAGCAGAUGUAUUUGAGAACCAUGUAUAACCAAAGUGGAAACGCCAAUUUGUCCUGGCUGGCCAUUUGUGAUCUGAUCGCUCGAGAUUGAUGUUUAUACCAAGUGUCAAUAGUGCCAAAGACAUGAAGGGAGGGGAGAGAGAUGAGGGAGAUUUUGAGUAUGAUUGUUGUUUCCUGAUAUAGUGGACAGAUGAGAUGUGGGUUUAUAUUCUGUGAGACACACAUAGAGACACAGAAGUGAAAUAAGCUGCUGUCUUUGUGUAUCUGUAUUCAGUAUUUGCAGACACUUUCAUUGUCAAACCAUACAGUAUAGUGUGUGAUGUGUUGUGUGGGUGUCUGUGAGUGUGUAUUUGUUGUAUAUUUUAAAACUAACUGUCUUUGGCAAUAUGCCGAACCUGAUCAAUGAUGGUGCUCGAUCAAACUAAUCAUGUUUAUAUUGUUCUGGCUCAUUUUAGAACACUAAAAUGAUUUGUUUAUUUUAAUCUGGUGAGUAACUGUAAAUUGUUAAAAAACAUUCUGCAGAAUUUAAACAAAAGUGUGUUUACAUUAAAUCUUGUGUGUUGACCAGUGAAACUCAUGCAAUAAACUCUAAUAUUCUUAA
This is a messenger RNA of Xyrauchen texanus (razorback sucker), 4166 nucleotides long. RefSeq names its product proteolipid protein 1b (gene plp1b). Bases 187 to 960 code for a protein of 257 amino acids. Gene Ontology annotation, biological process: central nervous system myelination; axon development. Gene Ontology annotation, molecular function: structural constituent of myelin sheath. The record is from RefSeq and is a predicted model, not a curated record. The transcript is spliced from 7 exons. Gene Ontology annotation, cellular component: myelin sheath; plasma membrane. Lineage: Eukaryota; Metazoa; Chordata; Actinopteri; Cypriniformes; Catostomidae.